Molecule: messenger RNA, 5867 nt
Organism: Salarias fasciatus (jewelled blenny)
Lineage: Eukaryota; Metazoa; Chordata; Actinopteri; Blenniiformes; Blenniidae
Product: methylthioribose-1-phosphate isomerase
Exons: 6
Coding region: 412-1473 (353 amino acids)
Molecular function (GO): S-methyl-5-thioribose-1-phosphate isomerase activity
Source: RefSeq, a predicted model, not a curated record
ACGUGGUUCCGCGUCUGCCUUCCUGCUCGUCUGUCAGCGUGUGAAGGUUCCCAGCUCUCCUCCUCUCACUCCUCUGCCUCCUUUUCUCCUGCCGCACGGCAGCAGCUCUCCUCCUCCUCCUCCUCCUCUUCCUCCGUCCUCCUCCUCCUCCUCCUCUUCUUCCUCCUCCUCCUCUUCCUCGCUCCACUCCGCCUCGGUUCCCGGUAACGCCGACAGCCAGGCCGCGGCCGCUCCAGCGUGCGGACACUUGAGCGUGUGUGAAAGUGUGUGCGCGGUGUAUGCGUGUGUGUGAGUGAGUGCGUGUGCGCGCACCCGCCCGCGGCCGGUCUCUCGCCUCGCCCCCUCCUCUCCUCCUCUCCUCCUCCUCCUCCUCUCUCUUUCUCCCCGCUAUCCCGCCUCGCCGUGUCGGUCAUGACGCUGGAAGCGAUCCGCUACCGGACCGGGUCCCUGCAGGUCCUCAACCAGCUGCUGCUGCCGCACCAGACGGUCUACGACGACAUCCGCUCGGUGCAGGACGCUUUCGAGGCCAUCAAGUCCAUGAAGGUCCGCGGGGCUCCGGCCAUCGCCAUCGUCGGCUGCCUCAGCCUGGCCGUGGAGCUGCGGGCGGGCGCCGGGGGCGACGACCCGGUGACCUUCAUCAGGGAGUCGCUGUGCCACCUGACGUCGGCCCGGCCCACCGCCGUCAACAUGGGCCGCGCCGCCCGCGAGCUGAUGGAGUUCGCCGAGAACGAGAGCAUGGAGAAGAACUCCGAGCAGCUCAGGGAAAGCGUAAUUGCCUGGAUUGAAGACAUGCUGGAGCGUGACGUCAAUGACAACAAGAAGAUCGGUAACUAUGGAGCCCAGCACAUCCUGUCGGGCGUCCCGAGGGACUCGGUGACCAUCCUCACACACUGCAACACCGGCUCGCUGGCCACAGCUGGAUACGGGACGGCGCUGGGCGUGGUGAGGAGCCUCCACGGUCUGGGCCGGCUGAAGCGCAUGUACUGCACGGAGACGAGGCCGUACAACCAGGGCUCCCGGCUGACCGCGUACGAGGCGGUCGCAGAGGGAAUCCCCGCCACGCUCAUCACGGACAGCAUGGCGGCACUCACCAUGAGGGAGAUGGACAUCACAGCCGUGGUGGUGGGCGCAGACCGGGUGGUCGCCAACGGCGACACGGCCAACAAGGUGGGCACGUACCAGCUGGCCAUCGCCGCCAAGCACCACGGGAUCCCCUUCUACGUGGCGGCGCCCAGCACGUCCUGCGACCUGAGCCUGGAGAGCGGCAGGGACAUCAUCAUCGAGGUGCGCCCCCCGGAGGAGCUCACCAGUAUAAACGGGGUCUCCAUCGCCGCUCCUGGUAUCGAGGUGUGGAACCCGGCGUUCGACGUGACCCCCCACCAGCUCAUCACAGGCGGCAUCAUCACAGAGCUGGGAGUCUUCCUCCCCUCCGAGCUCCAGGCGGCGCUCACCGGCCGCCUCACGGCCCUCUAGAGCGCCCCCCGCCCCCCCCCCCCCGCCGCCGGUCCGUGCGCGCGCCGCUCGCUCGCACGUCGGCAUGUCGCCACACCACAACGCACGGACACUGCUGGGGUCGGGGGUCGCGUCGGUCUGGCGGCAGUUACUGUUACAUGGUCAGUGGUGCACACAGAAGAAGAAAAGACACCUUCACUUUCUCUCUUUCACACACACACACACCACACACACACACUGCAGGGAGUCAAGCAGACACACACACACACACAUGUGCACUCUGUCCGUUCUGUUCGAUCUUACUGUGGUCCUUCAUGUCACUCUGCUUUCCACCCAACCUUUCAGUCUCUUUCCUCUUUUACUCCUUUUUUUUUUUUUAAUGUAGCAACACGUAGAGCUCAGCUGGAUUAAAACCCACAACAAUUUAUUGGAAGACAAAUUUUUGAGACAUUUACCAAGGUGAUUUUUAUGAACAUCCUCAAUAAGACCAGAAAAAUUAAAAAAAAAAAAUAAAAUAAAAAAAUCCCAAAAGUAUAAAUGACGCGACUGAUUGUUCGAUUUUUAAGUAGUCGUGCUUUCUAAAAUGCUGCUAUCCACUUGUAAAUAUAUAUAUAUUAUAUAUAAAAAUCCUCGCUUGUAGUGUGUACAUAUGUAGAAAGCUAACCCAUGCUAGUCAAAGGUACUGCUAUUUUAACCAAAUAGGUUUAAAUUUGUCAUCGAAAAUGUUAUAUUAACAUUUUAAUUUGUUUUGUUGACUUUUGUAGAGGAAUAAUCUAAAUUUCUAGCUCAUAAACUUUAACAAACUGACAUUCUUAUUGACAGAAAGACUAGUAUUUUGCGCUCACUUUGUAACCAGUGUAGCAACGAUUUCAACAAGUGGAGUCAUUAUUCAGCUGAAGCUUUUAUCGACACUGUAUUUAUACCUCACUCCUAGUUUGCUCCCGUUAUCCCCAGUUCUUCUGCAUCAUAACCACACCUGUACUCUCAUAACAUAUCUAUAUAUAUGGACAUAUGUGUAGAUAUAAAUAUACACAUACACGUGCAUCCUUACAGGUCGCCCUGCUCUGUAAGGAUGAAACAUUAAACACAAAAAAAAUAUUCAUAAUAGUGUCAUUUUAUCUGUGUAACAGCUUUAGCUGUGAACUGAAGUCUGUAUUUCUAUUUAAAAAAACAAAAAAAAACAUAAAAAGGCAUCACUGAUGAAGGAAUAGUUUACCCCAAAGUGGAGAUUUAAUAUUUGUGCACUUUUGAAAUACCUCAGGAGUUUGUUAAAAAUCUAUUUUACAAUACAGGAAAAUGCGAAGAAGUUGAAUUAGUUUUCCCAUCAGUAGCUGUGGAAGUGUUCAGCUGCAGAAAUCCCCGCAGACACAACAGUUUACAGCUGAAUUUCUCACUUCUGGAUUUACGUGACUCAAUCCGCAAAAAAUGAAGUUUGAAAAUCGUUAAACAAUUCAGCGAUUUCAGUUUUCAAAAGCAAUAAAAGUCUUUAAACUGAUUAAUAGUCACCAUGGUUGCACAGAAAUCUGGUUUUCAAUUUGUCCAGAGUCUGAGGAGGUGAGCGCUGGUUUGAUUUUUCUUUGUUUUGGGGUAAACUGCUCCUCCACGGCGGCCGGGACGCUCUCCACGCUGCGGCGUCUGCCUGCGGAGGGCGCCGCCGCGCCUCCAGUGGCGCCGCUCACGAUCAGAAUGUAACUUCUCACCCAGAUGAACCCGUCCUGGUUUGCAGUCGGGGUGUUUGGACUCUUCGUAAAACAAAACGCCUGUUUGACUCCAGACCAUGAAGCUGCUGUGAAUCCAGGGCGAUUGAACGCAGGCACACAUCCAGAUUGUCACUUACUUCAUAUUUAAUAGAAAAAUGGAUUAAAAAUGUAACUAUUAAAAAAAAAAAAAUUUAAAGUAUCAAUUUGACAAUGAGCUACAGAAGUUAAUUUUCUCAGGAAAAUCCCAAAACAAGCCUGAGAUCAGCUGAUUUUCUCAUUUUUAGAUUUUAACUGUAAUUGAUUAAUGAGCAGUUUGUCUUUGCUCUCAUGACCUACAGUGACCUCAUGUUGGAUCACGAGCAUCCGGCUGAAGAGGAGUUUAAAAACAAGCUUCUCAGAGGGUUCGUUCGUGAUUCAGACGUCCUGAAUUCCUUCAGUUUGGUUGCCUGGACGGUGAAUCCACGUCUCGCUGGUUCCACGGGAGCGGUGUGGGUCGCUGUACUGAAUGUCACGGGGGGGGGUCACGCUGCUCGCCGCCUUACAGGUGCGGCGCCAGCGAAGCCGACUGUCCUCCUCUCAACCCGGUUUGUGUCACGUGGCCAGAGAUCAAACACAUGUGUGCAAGGCGUAAUCAGGAGGCGGUGGAUCUGAGUGUGUUUGACACCAUCACGCUGUCUGCGCGCGCAUGUGUGUGUGUGUGCGCGUCUUACCGAUUUACAUGCACAGAAGUUUGACAGUUGGUGUAGCGCUGCGGAUGGCGCCGUCCCUGCUUGGAGACUUUUCUUUGAAGAGUUUUGCUCGUCGUCCUGAUAUCUCCACAGUUUAAACACAUGCAUUUAUUCAGUGUUUCCCGCGGCUUGGCUCUGCACCAGCUGCCGUGACUGGAUAAAGAUGGAUGGAUGGAUGUGUAGGAUUGAGAGAGAAAGUGAUGAAAAUGUACUAAAUCCUGCUGCUGUAAAACCAUACAUGCGAAUCAGAUGUAAUUCACCUCUAAACACAGUCUUUCUAGAAGUUUUUCUCAGUGAAGCAUGUCAAAUACAUACAUUCUUAAUGAUUAAGCUUAAUUUUAUUAAAUGAGGUGCUAUAGCGCUCAUUAUUGGCAAAUUGUCAAAGUGUGUCACAUUUAAAGGAAAACAGAUGACUCGACUUUUAAAUGUGAUUCAUUUAUUUAAAUGCUUCAGUCUGAACUCUGGUGUAUGACAAGCAAAUGUUUUAAGAAUCGAAAUGAUCAAAGUACUUUCACAGUGUUGAGCAAAGAUGCAUUAAUUUAAAAAGAAACAAAAACUGUUGAAUCCGUGAUUCUUACAUGAUGCUGUUGAGUUUUUCGAUAAGCUCAAACCAGCAUGUUGCAGGAUUUCUACACAAACAAUCCCUGAUCGGAAUGUUACUGUGAGUGUAAAUCGACGAAGACGCCGCUCGGUGAACCGCUCAGCCUGCUGCCUCCUGAUCGACUUCCUUCACUCAAACUGGCGACAGGUUUGCUGUUUUUCCUUCGCUGAAGUCCGCAGAAAACACCCUAAAGAAAAAGAGCUUCUGUGUCAAAAAGCACUAAUUCAUCCACAGUGUUCAUAUCAUCUCUAUCUCUAAAAUGCUGUAAUGUAAGCUCUCUUCCUCUCCUUUGCACAUCCUCAUCCUCACCUCGUUCACUCAUGAAACCUCAACUCACAGAAAUGCUGGUAGGUCGCUCGCGAGCGUAAAGAGACACUCUGUGUAUUUGAAUCGUUCUUCUUUUGUACAGUCGAACACAUCACGUUCCUCCGGGCCGAUUUUAGGUGGCGUUCCAGACAUAUGUAGCAAUUUUUGCGGCCGUUAGACUCGCCGCAUAUUAUAAAUUUCUUUUUCUUUUUUUUUUUAAUCUUUUAAUAAGAGGUACAAGAUUUUUUUUUUCCCUUCCCCUCGUUUGUCUGUGCAUCAUGAUUCUAACUGUUUGGCUUGUGGUUCGUCGUUUUGUUCCAUGACAUUGUGAUUCCUAGUGACUAGGCCAUUUGUACACCACGCUGGGGAGGCCUCCUCAACCAUACACACUACCUCUCCGUCUGCCUGCACGGACUCCCAACACUGAAGCGCACGAGCACGAGCACUCGGUGUGCCAGGCGGCUGCAGCAGAGCAGGAAUCUGGACUGAAAUUCUCCACAUCGCUCACUAACGUUUGUAUCUCGAACCCAAAGCGACCGAUAAUUUGUGCGUUUGAUUUUUUUUUUUUUUUUUUUUUUUUUUUUUUUUUUGCCAAAGAUUCAGGCGAGCGUGUUGUUUUUGGGUUGCAGCCAAAUGAUUUGUGCAUUAUGCCAUGUUUUUACACCCGUGGUUUCGAGGCAGCGGCGAAGCAGCACUGUGUUCAACAGAGAUAAUCAAUCACCCGUUUCCUUGGGAAAAUUCAACACACGGCUCACAAUCAGGUGCCAAAAGUUAGCACUGCUUUAGCUGCGUUAGUUUUCACAUUGAUUUGAUGAAUCGAAGCAGGUGCUUGUGUCAUUAAAAAAAAAAAAAAAGAAAAGAAAAAUAAUAAUGUGACCAUGGAAGGAGUGUUGUUCAGAUGGCCUCUUUAGGUGCAAGUAUGUUAUUGUUGUUCUUGAUAAUCACCUGAUAUGGGUUUAAUUUUGUAACAUGUGGAAAUAGUUCAAAAUUGCAUUUUUUUAUAUAUACGUAUAUGAAUAUAAUGCUGUAAAGUGCAGUCAUGAUUUAAGAGAUUUCUCUUUCACCUCAAUACAGUAAAAA